Pelagomonas calceolata is the source of this 917-nucleotide messenger RNA. NCBI's taxonomy places the organism in Eukaryota, Pelagophyceae, Pelagomonadales, Pelagomonadaceae. The record is from the annotation of a GenBank genome assembly.
CUGCACGAGCAAAAAGUGGUACGUACGAGCGCCAGCAACAGGACAAAGAGUCGUUUUGAACUUGGAAGCAGCUCGUUUUAACAAGCUACUGCACACCAAGCAGCACAAGCCCGCGAAACUCCCGUCUCAGCGGCCAUUAAAAAGUUCUCCCUGCCAGCACCACCAUAACAAAGCCGACAGUACCAUGCUCGCGACCUCGUUCGACCUGAACCAUCCGGCUGACCCAUCCACUCUCUCCAGGGACCUCAAAAUUGCGAGUGCGGCUUUACUGAUUCCGUACGCCCUGUAUGCAUCGCGCGUGACUGAACCGAAGCGCCGCGCCUGGCUGCUGACACUCAUUACGGCCUCGACGUGCGGCCCGCUCGCGCUCGGCGUCGUGCUCGCGCACGUCUGGCCGACGUUCGACGCCGCGGCUCAAUUCACGGACGCGCCGGCGGCGACGUUCGCCUGCCGAUUCUUCGUGACGUUCCUCGUGCUCGACUGCGCCGUCGGCGCGGUGCACUACCCGAAGCAGUUUCACCUCUUUGAGGGGUGGUUUCAUCACGCCGCCUACGCGCUCUUUUUCUCCUGGGGACUAACGCGCCGCGCGAGCGUGGGCUUCGCGUCGACGCUCGCGAUGGAGAUCCCGACGGCGCUGCUCGCGCUUGGGAAAUGUUUCCCGGCCUGCCGCCUGGACCUGCCGUACGGGGUAUCCUUCGCAGCGUUCCGCGUCGGCCUUAACCUGUACCUCCUCGCGCAGUGGUACGGCAACGGCCUUUUCCUCUGGCCCUGCGCGGUGGCGACGCUCGCGCUCCACUCGCACUGGUUCUGGCGCUGGUGCAAGAGCUACGGCCGGCGCGCCGCCAAGGAUGAGGCGCCGAGCAACCCCCUUUGACAAGUCCUUUGACCCCCAAGUAUCCUUGUAAAGAAACCUGUGA